AGCAGGAGGGCGGCACCACCGUGCCACAGGCCUAGCAGUCCAACUGUCAGUCACGUCGUGAGCGCAACCCGGGCAGCAACGAUGGUGAAGACCGUAGGAAAUCUGGAAGAAUUUAAUUCUGAAUUGAAAUCUGCUGGUCCUAAGCUUGUAGUUGUUGACUUCUCGGCCACAUGGUGUGGACCAUGCAAAAUGAUCAAACCUUUUUUUCAUAGUCUUUGUGAGAAGUUCCCAGACGUAGUGUUUCUUGAAGUUGAUGUGGAUGAUGCUCAGGACGUGGCUUCAGAGUGUGCAGUCCAGUGCAUGCCAACAUUCCACUUUUACAAGGAGAGCAAAAAGGUGCAUGAAUUCUCUGGAGCAAACAGAGAGAAGCUGGAAGAGACUAUUGUCAAGCUACGCUGAUCAAAUCGUGUGAACAGUUAAUGUUGACUGUUUAUAUAUAGCCUGUAACUUUUCUACUUAUGGAGUCUAAUCAAGUUAGCUAAAUAUGUAACCAAAAAUUUUGUCCCUUCAGACUGUAAAUGGAUACAAUAAAAUGUAAAUUCUUCACUUA
Molecule: messenger RNA, 550 nt
Organism: Gopherus evgoodei (Goodes thornscrub tortoise)
Lineage: Eukaryota; Metazoa; Chordata; Testudines; Testudinidae
Product: thioredoxin-like
Exons: 5
Coding region: 82-399 (105 amino acids)
Molecular function (GO): protein-disulfide reductase activity
Source: RefSeq, a predicted model, not a curated record